AGGUAAUUUGUCCAUGCAUUCAGAAACACCAUCCCAAAGAAUUGAUCAAAUAGUUUAUCUCCAAGCAAAAGGGUUUGGAAAACUAAAGAACAAUUAUAAUAAGACAAAACUUACUGAAUGUCAAAUACACCUUGCGAGCAAUGGGGCCGAGAGUUUCUUGACAUAAGUCAAGAAUUUUCAUUUGGAACUGGUAUUUUCGAAACAACUGGUCAUUUUGAUGCUACUGAUGGUUAUUUUAGUGAUCUCACCACUCUGAAAAGAUCAACCGACGCUGCACUUGAACGAGAGGGAUUGAAAUUCUCAAUCGCUUGUGGUUUUGGUCUUUCAAAAGCUCGUAUUGAAUACAACGAUUAUAAGCUGAAAUUCGGUAUCAUAAAAGUUGAUGGGACUGUAUCCGGCAAUAUUGACGGAAUAUUCAUCGACAUGAAAUUUUCAGUAGACUAUAAUCAACAACCUUGCAAAGCGAAACUUGAAUAUUUAAAAAAUACGCAACUUGGACGCCUCGAUGUUCAGGUUACUGGGCUGUCGCCGCUCAAUUUUUUAGCUUCCUAUUUAGCAACUUUGAUAGCGACCCAGUGGGAAGGAGAUAUUACUACAUUAAUUGAAACCAAGGUUUCAGAAGUCAUCAAUUAUCAGAUGAAUCAUUUUGAUUGUGAAAAAUAUAGACCAUUCACUUAUUGAAAAAAUGUAAAUUUGAUAUUUAUGAAGAGCACCACUGGAAACUAAUCUUUAAAUAAAUCUUUUUGUAAUUAAUCAAAAGAGUUGAAAUAAAUUUUAAUACAUCCAGA
Molecule: messenger RNA, 788 nt
Organism: Belonocnema kinseyi
Lineage: Eukaryota; Metazoa; Arthropoda; Insecta; Hymenoptera; Cynipidae
Exons: 5
Coding region: 118-681 (187 amino acids)
Source: RefSeq, a predicted model, not a curated record